Molecule: messenger RNA, 913 nt
Organism: Poecilia latipinna (sailfin molly)
Lineage: Eukaryota; Metazoa; Chordata; Actinopteri; Cyprinodontiformes; Poeciliidae
Gene: znf277
Product: zinc finger protein 277
Exons: 6
Coding region: 59-718 (219 amino acids)
Source: RefSeq, a predicted model, not a curated record
CCUGCAGUGUUUGUACUGUGAAAAAAUCUUCCGUGACAAAUCUACACUGAAGGACCAUAUGAGGAAGAAAGCUCACCGUCGCAUCAAUGCCAACAACCAUGAAUACGACCGCUUUUAUGUGAUCAACUAUCUGGAACUGGGAAAAACCUGGGAGGAGGUUCAGAGUGAGGACGACCGGGAGCUGGUAGAUGUUGAAGAUGAUGACUGGUCCGACUGGCAUGCCCAUCCUGUCUCUGCCGUUUGUCUCUUUUGUGACCAUCAGUCAGAGACAAUGGAUCAGAUUUAUACACACAUGAAGGACUCCCAUGGUUUUGAUCUUCAUAACUUAAAGAUGGAGCUCAACCUCAACUUCUACCAGCAGGUGAAGCUGGUCAACUUUAUCCGGCGGCAAAUCCACCAGAGCCAUUGCUAUGGCUGCCAGAAGAAGUUUGAUUCCAGAGCAGACAUGAUGGACCACAUCAUUUCUGAAGGGCAUGUGAUGAAACUGCCAGAGAUGUCCACCUGGGACCAACCACAAUAUUAUUUCCCAACAUAUGAGAAUGAUGCCCUCCUGUGUACACUGUCUGACAGCAAUGACGAUGAAGACAAUGAGCCGUGUCACAAUGAGGACAUACCUGUAAUUGCAGAGGACAUAUCUGACUUGAGGGUUCUGAAACAGAACAGCGUCCUCAACCAACUCCUGAAGAACAGAGGCCGUUUCAGAAAAGACGAUGCAUAGACUUGUGUUUUGUUUUUUUCUGAAGUGUCUAUUUUGGAUAAACUUAUGCUUGAGCUCAUUAUGAUACCUGGACAAAUGGCAACAUAAUUAUCUUCUAUCAAAACUGAUUUUUCAUCGGUAGCAUACUGUAUGGUUUGUUCAAUACUGCUUUGAUACCCAUUAAAAUGUGUGCACAAGCACCACAUUCUUUCAGUG